GUGAGAAUAAAAUUCAAAUGCAAAGUUGUGGAGGGUGUUGCGCGUUUUAGGUAAAGGCGAAGCGGUUUCAGUGUUAAAAGAAAAUGGAGACGGAUGGAGACAUAAUUUCACAUCUUCGAUAUCAACUGAAAGAAGCUGAAGAGGAAAGAAGAAAAGCGGCACAGUAUGGUCUAAAGCUGGUGGAAAGUGAAAACUUGCUGCAGAACCGGCUAGAUGAAAUGCAAAAUGAAAUGGUCACCAUAACAGAGAAUUUUGAACAAGAAAAAUAUACUCUCCAGAGAGAAGUAGAAUUGAAGAAUCGAAUGUUGGGAAGUUUAAAUCUUGAAUGUGAGGCUCUUAAGCAGCAGCAAAAUGUACAGCUAGAUGCAUUGCGUAGGCAACUGGAAACAUUACAUGGGCAAGAAAUAAAUGAGCUUAAAAAUAAGGUAGAAAAACUAAAAUCAGAGCUAGAUGAAGCAUUACUUAGUGAGAAACAACUGAAGCAUAAAGUGGACCAUCUGAAAGAUGUGAUUGCUUCAAAAUCAGAAGAACUACGCAUAAUGUCAGAACGUGUACAAGAAACGAUGUCUUCAGAAGUGCUCAGUCUUCAGCUUGAGCUGCUAUCCUUUGAGCAAGGAAAGGCAGACCUUGAGGACAAGUUACAUGAUCUGCAAUACAGUAAAGAACAGCUGGAACUUGGAAAUAGCAAUUUGAUGAAUCGAGUGGCACGGCUUGAAGAAGAGAAAGAAGAGAGAGAAAAAGAUCUUGUUUCUUUUUGCAGUGCAUUAGAGAAAGCACGAGAGGUGAACCGAGAUCUUCAAGUUCAGCUUGACCAUGCGCUACAGCAGGCCCUGGAACUUCCCAGUCAAGGCAAUUCUCUAUUUGCUGAGGUAGAGGACCGUAGAGUAGAAAUGGAGCGUCAACUAAUUAGCAUGAAAGUAAAAUAUCAGUUGCUACAAAAACAGCAUACUUUCACUAGAGAACAGUUGCAAAGAAUCAAGCUACAGAUGGCUACUCUCCUAAGAAUGAAAGGCUCACAAGGGGAGCAUGAUCAGUUGGAACGCUUACAAAGCAUGCUUCAGCAAAAGAAUGGUGAAAUAGAAGAACUUCUCAUGAAAGUGAAACAAUUAGAAAAAUCUAUGAAGGUAUCUGAGAAUUCAAGACAGCUAAAACCAUCUAAUGCCUCAGAAUAUGCAGAAUUUGAAGGUGGCUAUUAUGUUGAUUUGCUUCAAAUGAAACUUGAGAAUUCAGAUAAGGAGAAAGAAAAUUUGAAGAAUCAAUUGUCUUUACAGCGGAUGAAAGCUUUAUUUGAAAGUCAGCGAGUCUUAGAGAUGGAGCGAAAGCUUUUUGUAAAUGAAAAGCAACUUGAAGCUUGUCAAAGUGAGAACAUAAAUUUGCAUGUGCUGCUAGAUGAACUGAAAAUCAAAUAUGAACCAGAAGAGUUAAUGGGAGACCUGAUCAGCCUCAAGAAGGUUGGAAGGGAUGGGUCUUCAGACAGCUUAAAUACCAGAAAUUCUACUAUGUGUGAAUCUUCUUGUUUGCCAUCUCAAAACAAAGAAGUGGCAAAAGACACUACGGCUGCUCUGCAAACUACACUUCAAGUUAUGUCAAUGAAUGUUGUUCCCUUUCCACCAAUCGAUCAAAGUGAUCAGCCUGGAAAGAAGACGGUGAAAAUUGAGGGGAAAGACUUAAACAGAACAGCUAUAAAUAAGAAAACUGGGAAUGAUACAGGACUGCUUCAGACCACCAGGUUAACCUCUGACCCUGGUUUAAAGACUGAAGAAAAUCAUCCUGGUGAAGCUGAAGAUAUAUCCAAGUGCAAGAAGAAAGCCAAAAAGAACACUUAUCCUGUAACAUAUAUAUCUUCGAAGCAAAACCUUGAAACUCAAUGCACUCAACAAUGAAUAUUUUUUCACUUAUGGAGGACCUUUCAAAUGUAUCUGAAGUAGUCUACCCCAAGCUGGAGUGCUCCAGAUGUGUGGACCACAACUCUCAUCAUCUCCAGUCAGUAUUACCUGGGCAUGAUACAAGUUCUGGUCCAAUUCACGUACAGGAUUCCAGACUGGGGAAAGCUGUUGCAGAAUAAUGAGUGGGACAAAUAAAUGAUUUUAAUGACAUCAGCAAAACAUAAUGCCUGAACAAUUUAUUUGAAGCUGUUGCUUCAGUUGUGAGAAUUGUGUAACAUAUUUUGAAAGCUGCAAAUUUGUAAGGAAAAAAAAAGUAUGCCUACCAGCAGUAUAUUCAUGCUAAUAUACAGUCCACUCUUGUCUGUGUGAUACCCAAGUGAACAUGUAAGGCUAGAAAUAAAUAAAUGGUUGUAAUAGAAAUUGGAAUGUAACAUAACAGUAUUU
Messenger RNA from Candoia aspera, 2330 nucleotides. RefSeq names its product spindle apparatus coiled-coil protein 1 (gene SPDL1). Gene Ontology annotation, cellular component: spindle pole; outer kinetochore. The transcript has 12 exons. Gene Ontology annotation, molecular function: kinetochore binding. The record is from RefSeq and is a predicted model, not a curated record. The coding region runs from base 84 to 1883 and encodes 599 amino acids. Gene Ontology annotation, biological process: mitotic spindle assembly checkpoint signaling; establishment of mitotic spindle orientation; protein localization to kinetochore. Lineage: Eukaryota; Metazoa; Chordata; Lepidosauria; Squamata; Candoiidae.